CAUAUGUGUGGCUUGGCUUUUGAACUUGCUGUUAUUUUGCUGCGAGUAUCAUCAUUUGAGCAUGUCUGAGGUGAAUAAGAGGCUGAAUGUUAAUUAACAGUGAAUGAGCCGAAACGCCGAAAAAUUGAAUUGAAUUGCUUAUCUGGAGGAUGGAGGAGAUGGUCGUGUAAAGCCUAAACGUAUGCACGUGAAAAAAAGUUGUAACUUAAGCCAUUUCACUCUGAAGAUCACAGAAAUGAGUAAAGAAGCAUGGGAAAAAUUUUAUAAUGAGAAUCCUCCUCCAUCUGAACUACAUAAUAUCCAAGAACAGAUGAAAAACUUUUGUAAUUAUCAUGCUUCUAAAGGGAACUAUGUGGUAUUAGUUACGUCUGGAGGAACUAUUGUACCACUUGAGCAUAAUACUGUUCGAUUUGUGGAUAAUUUUAGUGCUGGAACCAGGGGUGCUGCUUCUGCUGAAUAUUUCUUAAAGUCUGGCUGUGCUGUUAUUUUUAUGCAUCGCACAAAAUCUUUGGAACCCUUUGUACGUCAUGUGUCUGUAUCUGACCUUCUGGACUCUCUUCGGCCUAAUGAAUCUUCUGAUAAUUCAUGGAAACUUGAAGUUCAAGGAAGCAUUUGUAACAAGUUAAUACAACUAACAAAAGCCUACAAAGGUACAUUGGCCAAAAACAUGCUUUUGAAGAUCCAGUUUACAACUCUUUCUUCUUAUCUGCAUUUGUUAUUUGUGGCUGCUCAUGCCAUGAAAAACUUGGGUAACGAUGCAAUAUUUUAUCUUGCUGCUGCUGUGUCUGAUUUCUACAUACCUGAACAAGAAAUGGUAUACAUUUUACUAUUUUAUUUUGCAAUAUUACAUUAAUUGAAAUAAGUAAUU
This is a messenger RNA of Stegodyphus dumicola, 868 nucleotides long. RefSeq names its product phosphopantothenoylcysteine synthetase (gene Ppcs). The record is from RefSeq and is a predicted model, not a curated record. NCBI's taxonomy places the organism in Eukaryota, Metazoa, Arthropoda, Arachnida, Araneae, Eresidae.